This is a messenger RNA of Lates calcarifer (barramundi perch), 930 nucleotides long. Its product is annotated as olfactory receptor 6C2-like. The coding region runs from base 64 to 837 and encodes 257 amino acids. NCBI's taxonomy places the organism in Eukaryota, Metazoa, Chordata, Actinopteri, Centropomidae. The record is from RefSeq and is a predicted model, not a curated record. Gene Ontology annotation, cellular component: membrane. The transcript has a single exon. Gene Ontology annotation, molecular function: G protein-coupled receptor activity; olfactory receptor activity. Gene Ontology annotation, biological process: G protein-coupled receptor signaling pathway.
GAGAGAGAGGGUGAGGAGCUUGAGAAGCCUCUGUCUACUUUACAGAGUGGAACAAAUCUCUACAUGAAUCACUGUGCUGAAAACAGCAGAUUGAGAGAAAGUCUUCAAAUGGAGUUUUUCAACUCUGGGCUCGGAAGAAACAUCACCUUUGUGCGUCCUGCAUAUUUCAUAAUAAGUGGAUUUACUGGCAUACCUAACAUCAAGUUUUACUAUGUCUUUCUCUUUUUUAUUUACAUUGUUUCAGUGGUGGGAAACACAGCAGUGAUGACUCUUAUAAUUUUGGAUCAUAAUCUGAGAACUCCUAAAUAUAUUGCAAUUUUUAACCUUGCCUUUACAGACCUGUUUGGUAGCUCUGCUCUGGUGCCAAAGGUUAUUGACACCUUUCUGUUUAACCAUCACUACAUCCCCUACAACGACUGCUUGACAUACAUGUUUUUCUGCUACAGCUGUCUUUCAAUGCAGGCUCUUAAUCUGGUUGCACUCUCCUAUGACAGACUAAUAGCUAUUAUCUUUCCACUGCACUAUCAAGUGAAAGUGACUCACAGGUUCAUGUUUUCUUUGAUUGCUUCUUUCUGGGUCUUUGUCAUUACUGUUACACUUAUUUCAGUCGGCCUACUGACAAGACUUUCUUUCUGUAAUUCUGUGGUUAUUAACAGCUAUUUCUGCGACCAUGGCCCAAUAUACCGACUUGGCUGCAAUGAUGUCACCCCCAGCCGUGCAAUGGGUGGUUUGUCACCAAUUCUUAUUCUUUGGCUUCCUCUAGCAUUUAUCUUGGCAACUUACUGCUGUAUUGCCUAUGCUUUGUCGAAAAGUUUCCACAAUUCAGGAAAGAGUUAGGGCCUUUAAAACCUGUACAGGUCACCUGUCAUUAGUGGCAAUCUAUUUCAUUCCAAUAUUAGUCACAUAUACUCUGAGUGCAAAAAUACAUCC